Molecule: messenger RNA, 1572 nt
Organism: Talaromyces amestolkiae
Lineage: Eukaryota; Fungi; Ascomycota; Eurotiomycetes; Eurotiales; Trichocomaceae
Exons: 1
Coding region: 1-1572 (523 amino acids)
Biological process (GO): positive regulation of transcription by RNA polymerase II
Cellular component (GO): nucleus
Molecular function (GO): DNA-binding transcription factor activity; transcription cis-regulatory region binding
Source: RefSeq, a predicted model, not a curated record
AUGCGCAAUAAUAGUCUACCAUCUACCCGCCCGUCACCAUCAUCGUUGUUCAGGCGUCAGUUUCCAAUUGACUGGCAGUCAGCUGGUCAGUUCAGUAUACUACCUCUACCGCGCAAGACACUGGAAGACCCAUCGUCAACGCUAGUCGAAUACUAUUUCAAAGAAGUCGCUGGACUGUUUUCAAGUUACGAUAGUCACAUGAACCCAUUUAGAACGACGGUCUCUCGUCUGUGGGCUUCCUCGCCGGCUAUGUGCCGCACAUUGCAGAGUAUGGCGGCCGCAACGCUGGUCGAUGAUUUCCCUCAGUUCGGUCCGGUAGGACUCAAAAUGCGCAAGGAGGCUAUAUCAUUACUGGAAGGUCAAGAGACACACGACGAUAAAUCGCUACUUGCCAUGUUGAUGCUCGGCCAGACGGCAAGCUGGCACAACCCGAAUGAUUUGGGUAUAUCCUAUUUCAACACUCUUCGGAACCACCUCAAUUCUCUUACCAGCGGAAUCAACAGUGGUUCGCUACUGACGAACCGCAACAACUAUCAAUUCUUCGAGGAAGCACUUGUAUACUGGGAAAUGCUACUGUCGUACGUGGCAGAUACCGGUACGUUAAAUUCAUCUGCAAAGAUGGAUCUACAAGCAGCAAACGAUCAACUCUUGACGCAAAAAGUGCCGCAUCCAUGGACGGGAAUUGCUCGUGAUACACAAUUUAUUGUGAACAAAGUCGGCCGACUUGUCCGGCGAGAACGCAAGCGGGUUCGUGCGAAACGGUUUACAUCGCAAAGAGACAUUGCGCAGGCGCAAGAAGCUAUCCGAGAAGCACAGGAGCUGGAAGAGAGACUGCUGAGUCUGGCACAUCCAGCAGAGACCGAGGUCGUGAAUCCUGGAGAUGACGAAACCCCUGUAUGGCAUUUACUUGCUAUGGCUGAGGUUUAUCGACACACUGGACUGUUGCAGUUGUAUCGGGUAUUUCCGGAUCUUCUGCGUGAUCGAUUACAGGCAGAGAGCAUAUCUAAAGGUGAUAUAUCUAGUACUCUAGAUCCGAACAUAUUGUACCAACCAGAGGAUCUUGGAAACAGCUCUCACUUUUCUUUUGACGUAUUUAGCAAUCUGGAGAAUCUCCAAAAUCUGGACAACCCACAAAAGGACGACGGCGAGGGCGACUGCAAUACGGAUGACCUAUCGGAGGAUGUGAAAUCAGAAUGGCUGACUACCAUAGCCCUGACGGCCAUGUCUCGUCUCAAAACUGUACCCCUCGAGUCUCGGACAAGAUGUCUGCAGCCUUUCUUGUUGGUGGCUUCCUCCAGCGAACUUCGAUUGCCGGCCAUGGAAUUACCGUCCUUGGAUCCUAGUCGAGACGACUAUUCACUGAACUUGUCCGCACAUGCCAUCGAAGUUUCUCGCACACGCAAAUUCAUCCUGGGCCGGCUAACUUCAUUCCUGCAUGUGCUCCCGCCUAAGCCCAUCCAUAUAUGUGUUGACCUGGUGCAAGAGGUCUGGCGCCGCAUGGAUGCUGGAGAGUCGGAUGUGUACUGGAUGGAUGUGAUGAUUGAUAACGGCUGGGAGACGACAAUGGGUUGA